UGUGUACUAGGAACUUCAUAUCGCAAUUUGAGUUUGUUUUUAAUCUACAUGUAUCUCGUCUCUUUGUCAGAUGUGCCCCUGUAUCAGGUUGAAUGAUUCCUUUAGCUCACUCUAUUAUUUUCUUCUAUUUGUGUCUUGCAGAUAUUGAUUGAUAACAUCCUAACAGCCAUGGACAGUCCAAAGACCUUCGACAUGGCGGAAGAUGUCAGAAUGUCUCCUAAACUCUCAUCCAGAAGAAAAAGGAGUCGCCCUGUGAAGUUCAAUCAAGAUUAUAUCAUGACAGACGACUUGCCCAACAACUCUGGCUACCUUUCACCAGGCUCUGCUGAGAAGGAGUCUUAUGAGAAUCCUGAGAGCUUUAUGACAGCAGGCCCGGGCGAUUUCCUAAAAGCUGAUGAUGUAUCGCCUCCUUCCUCUCCAGAGAAAAUCCACAGACAGGUCACUUCCAUUCGAGAUGUCUCCUUGAUGAAGGGUACUGCUGCCAAGAGGGUCAAGUUAGAAGAAAACGGCCCUCAAGAUUCCAGGACAAUGGAAGGCAAUACAGAUGGACAGCAGACAACCUUCUCAAGUUUGUUACAUACAUUUGCAUCUCAGGUGAAUAAUCGUGUUGAAAACAGUGAACGUCAGUCUCCUUACAGUGACUCUUCUGUUGCCCCUAAAACUAUUUGGCCCGUGACAACUUCUAUCUCUACUACGCCACAGGGCAUGCAUCAAAGAGCGCAUUCAGACACUUCUGUGCAAAGGCAUUCAAAUUCACCAUCAUCUACUAACACCAGACAAGGCAUGUCCUUCUCUGGCAUGUUGCAAAACUUUGUAUCUUGCGUGAAUGACUCUCCUCCAACCACAAAGGCCGCUCCUCCACCUCUUUCAUCCCUGAAAUCCUUGCUUACUCCAAAUCAACAACCCGUUGUUCCAGCGAGGUCAACUCCAAACAGCCCUUUCACAGGGAAUCUGUCUGCACCUGCAGGCAAAGAGCAACAGUCCUUUGCAGGUCUCCUGCAUAGCUUUGCAUCUGUAGUGGACAAAGGUAACCAGGAGUCUCUUCAAGGUAGAAGGCAUCGGCUAGGAAGUGAUCAUAGAUCGAGUCCGGCUGGGCACGAGCAUACGCAGAAAGGGCCAAAAUCCCUUCUUGAUGUUCUUCAUGAUACCAUUUCAAGGAGAGUAUUAGAAACUAUCCCCUCGCCCCCGCAGGAUGAAUCAAGCCAACAAACAAAAUAUUCCCAUUCUGCUCACAACACGCAGUUAGACAAGGUCAUGCAAUUCAACAUGGACAUUCCAGCUCAAGCAAAGGUACCACAAAGCCAAGAAGUGAGAAGGGGUAAUAUGGAAGAUGGCAUGUCUGUAAAGUCACUCCAAGUCAAAGGUGGUAGAGGUGAACCUGAAGAGGAACUGCAUCCCAACAGUCACCAGUGGAGUCACAUUAGGAAUGUUCUUCCUCCUCUUGAUGAUAAUGAGGAGGAUACAUACCUUGGAAAUAGACAACAGUCUCAGUCAGAUAAUAGCAUGUAUGCUCUCCCAAAUAUCAAGACUGAACCUCCAGACGAAGAACCCAGUGUGGAGUCCAGUUUCAGUCAAGAAGAUACCGACCAGCCGAGAGAGUAUUUGCUAAGUGGCACAGCAAGCCAAGAUGAUGAUUAUGAACCAGAAGACAGUCCACUUCACAUAACAAUCAAACAAGAACCCCUUCAGAGCACAUCAGGCAAUGAGUGGGAAAUGUCAAAUAAUGUGAAUUCCACUUUGAGGGAAAGACUCCUUAUGAGAAUUGAAUCAAGACAAUCCCUUCAUCAGUCUCCAUCACAAUCCAGUAGUUCCACACCACCAGCAGAGACACAGCAAACUCAGAAACAAGAGCAAAGAAAUUCAAACCAAUUGCCAGAUGAGUCAUCUGGGAAUAGAGAACCGGUGGCAAAUAGAGGAUUAGUUUCACAGUUGUUGAGCAGUGAGAAUUCUUCCACCUGGAGAAAUAGGAGUUCUGGCUCCUUUGCUGAUCUUCUGCACAAUAUAACAUCUUCAAUGCUGGAACAGGAUUCUAAAGAUGACAAGAAAGAAUCAUCCCAGAGUAAUCAGAAAUCAAUAAAGCAAGAGCCAGUGAUGAGUGAUGAAGAACCUGAAUCAGGAUCUGUCCAAGACUUUCAGUCAGCCCAAGGGCAGGUUGGUUCUUUAUCACUUACUUCUUUGCUACAAAAAGAGCGUACAAGCCAUUUGCAAGAACCGGUGGAGAAGAAAAAAGUUCCACGUUGUAUUUCCAGACUUCUCGUCGGUCCUUCGCAUUCUUCUGGCCCCAGAGAUCUUGAAUUCUCAGAUGGGAAAGGAACAAGAGCUCAAAAGAAGAAACUGGUAUCCUAUGUUGAUCCCCCAAGUCUGUCUUCUUCAAGUUUGUCAUCAGAUGACGUAGAUCAAAACAAUACACCAGAUGUCCACCCUCCUACUUCGAGACUUUUAAUUUGUUCUCGCUCUGGAACGAAGCAUUCAAAUUCAAUGAAGCAUCGAUGGAAGAGAGGUCAAAGAUAUGGCCUCAAAAUCAAACAAGGAUGGCCUAGCAAGAGGAGGGAUGACCUUCAGAAGCGUAGUGAACUAAGAAGUGUGCAUGCCACUCAUAAGCCAAGUACUUUGAGACGUAAUGAAUCCAGCCGUCACAGUACCACCUCAACUGCUGAUGGAAGAAAUUUGGAAACUGAUACAAUGUCCUUCACAGAUAUCCUUCAGAAACUUGCUCAGAAAUGCCAAGCUGGUGGUCAGGAUCCUUCACUGCAAGGAUCAUUUGAGCAGCAUGUGAAUAAUCCUGAAUUCUGCUCAACUCCUAACCAGACAAAUUCUUCUAUGAGUAACAGACAACAAGUUAGUGGUGGAGGAAUGUCUCCUCUCCACCCAGAUGUGCUCUCCAAUGUUCCUAGUUCUGCAAACCUUAAGAAUCUCCUGCAAAAGAGCUCUCUGUCUCAGGUGCCUCCCAAAGUUCAGUCUCCUCCCUCAGGGGCUCCUUCUACUUCUGGUACAUCAAGAGAUGUCUCCUUUUCAGAUAUUAUGCAGAACAUGGCCUCCACAGUCACCAAGAAAAAAGGAACUUCUACCGUUUAUGAAGAUCUUCGCACCCUUAAUCCCCCUGCCCCUUGGAUCAAAUCCAUGUCAGGAAAUUGGUUGCGUUUCAUCCUCUUAGGUGAAGAUGAAAACCCAAGAAUCAACAUGUCGGUUUCCAUUAACUUAUGGAACACUAUCAAUGAGGUCAAAAUCCAUUGCCACCAUAUAGAAGUCCCAGCCAAUCACUGGAUAUUCCGAAGGUUUGGUAAACGCAUUCAUACUAAAGCUGCUCUCCAAGGUGUCCUACAGGCCAUCUCUAAUGGAUGCUCUGUAUGUGAGGGAACAACGCGGGGUGACCUUGUCCACAUGUACCGCAAUAAGCUGGCUUCGACUUCUAGAUGGCAAGCAGCUGCGCUCCUGGAGGACAGCUUUGGAACAGCAACCAUACGCUCCAGCCAGUGUGAGCUCCUUGUUUCUGGAUUGAGGCGCUCCAGAGAAAAGAGGUGCUCAAAGUGCUCCAAGUUCGUGGAUCGAAAGCUUAAGGCAGUUAUGUACCACAUGAAAAAGAAGCUUGGUAUAAGUUAAGAUCUGUUUCAUCCCAACUAUCUUGAAACAAAGCACUAUAUACGUCAAGUCUAUUCAGUAAACAGUUGGAUAGGUCCCAUUUGCACAGGAAUGGCAAAAAGUCUUUAAUAUUUGUUGGAGCCCAAAAUACAAACCUAUUUUACUCCUGUUUUAUUUCAAUUUUUUGCAUUUGGAUCCUUUGAGCAUAGGUUGAGCAUUGUGUAAAAGCAAGCAUUUGCUGUAAUAUGUAAGUGGACUAUAACAUAACCCUUACUGAUCUUGGCCAUUUUAAGAAUCUCUGAUGGAAGGGGGGGGGGGGGCUAUGAUCUUGGCCAUCGACCCACUUUGCGAAGAAAAGAAAUCAAACAUCAGCACGUAUAUCACCAGUGAAACACCAACCAUGUGUUUGGUUUUGGCUAGUUCUUAGUAGUCAAGAAUUCAGAAUGUUGCCAUAAUUUUCAAGGGAACUUGGAGGUAGAAAGUUUUUAAUUAAAAAAACCACCCCCUUAAAAAAGAUUGAAAUACUAUUCCCUAAAAUAAAUUGUAUGCACCAUUUGAGCAGUACAAUGUAAAAGGUCUAUUGAAAUAAUAGAGAAAAUUAAAAUGAGCAUACAUUGAAAAUUUCAUCAAAAUCGAUAAAAAGAAAAAAAAAAUUAUGACAUACUUUCUGCUUUUUAAUUUUGCAAGACAUUUAUAACAUGCACAACACAGGUUAUAUGUAAAUGAGGGAGCCUUUUAUUUCACACACAACCUACAUGUAUUUUGAAUCUUAUUGAAAUAUCUUAAAAUUUCAGAAUAAAUGAGCUCUUUAUGUAAUUAUAGCCAAAGAUUCCAGAUAUUCAAGGUGGACUCGUGUUUCACAUUUUAGGAGCCAUUCAUAUUGCAUUAUAGAAAUACAUGUAGAGAGUGUGUGGUGUUAACCGUUUGUUUAUUUACAUACCCUCAUGUUGUACGUAAUAUGUUCUGUAGAAAUAAAGAAAACCUAAAAAUGCUAUGCUACCACUUUCUAACUUCACUUCCGAUAUUCAGUGUAAAGGUUGUAUUUUAUUUAUGUUUUUUCAAUUCAACUUUUUUCCAGGGGUUCACUUGGUUUUAACCGAGUCACUAUUACUUGCAAAAUUGUAUCGGUUUAAAGAUUCUGAAUACAAUGUGCUCUCAAGUGUGUUCUCAUUGGCUAUGAAAUUACUUUAUUUUCAAGUAAUAACUCUUGUCACUUUUCCAUGGAUUUUCCCUUUGGACAAAACUCAAAAGUGAAACUGUCAUAAAAAUACAUUUUGUCCUGUCUUCUAGCUUGACAUAUUAGGUAUUGUUGUGUGAAUACAUGUACAUUUAAUCAUGUAUGUAAGGGGUUAGUGUGAUAUGUAUAUAUCUGGAUAUUUAUUUUGGUUCAAUUUAUUUUGUUAGAAAAUGCUGUGCAAGUAUAAAUAUACUAUUGUAAUUCAAAAGUCAGUUGAAUAGUUGAAUGAAAUAUUUUUUUUGGUUAACGAAUGACUUGAUUUUGUGCAAUCAUGUGUUGGAAUUAUUUUUUAAAGUAUUGGAUGAGUUGUUUAAUAGAACAUAUGAUAUGAAUUCUAGAUGACAUUGCCCUAUUAUUAGAGGGGUUUAUUUUCAUGUUUAUGAGACCAUGUUUAAUUUUGGAUCUCUGUUACGUUGUAUCAACUUUGUUUAAAAAAAGAAACAUUCUGUACAUUAUAUGUGUGUAAAGUUUACCUACAUAUCUUGCUGUGUAUAUAACUUCAUUGAUAUUUCAUUCUUGAGGCCCCAGUGAUCUGCUCCAACAUUUUGAUAUGACUGACAAGCUGUUAUUUGUAAGAACAAAUCAAGUCUUGUUGGUAUAUUUGAAUAAAAUGUUUAAGCUUUUUAAUUUUGAAAGGUGAUUUGUACAUUAAGGGUUAUAAAGAUCUAUCAAAAUUUAUUUACAUUAGCAGGGGUAAGUGGUGGAUUGUGUUUGUUUAUCCAGGAAAACAUAGGUGUUCAUUCUGAUCGAGGCACCUUGACUUUUUUUUAAAGAUAAUUUCCAUAUGCCAGCCAUGUAUUUUUUUAAAGUAGAGAGUGGGGUCAUUCUGUGUUACUUCCGGCAAUGGGCUAAACCGUUCCGACUCUGAUUUGGUAUAUUGGGUAUAGUGCGCCUUGCAAUUUUUGCGCCAUGAACGAUGAUGCAACUCAAGGAAUUCUUUAAACCCGCAAAAAAGUAUUAGUGCAGUUUCGCAUUCUCAUCAUGAUCGAUACUUUUUUCCUACCUGGAGCCCUGUUCGAUAUCAGUUGUUGAAGUAGACAAAGUAUGAUUAUUCAGCUAAUCUGCGUGUAAGAUAUCUGCUUCAUCAGUAGUGGAGAUGUUUAAGAACUUUAAUCAUGAAAUGUACAAAUGCUUUUUUAAUUCGCAUAUAUCUGAACUUAUGACCGCAUUGUAAAUAUUAGGAAUGGGAAUUCCUGUUGAGUGAUGUGUAUAUAAUGUAAGUUUGAUUAUAAUUUAAGUGAAUUAUAAUGUUUAUUUCUAGUAUUCAUGGGUGCAAAUAACAAGGCUUUGCUCUUUGUUAUUGAUACUGUAAAUGUAGUUUGGUGCUGUAUAUUUUUUUCCUCUACUUUUUCAUCCUCUUCCAUUUUAUCCAGAAAUGACCGAGGGUGUAAUUCCUGACGAAUUGGGUGUGGCAAAAAGUGGCUCUAAAAUACCAAAAUGCAUGCAGAAUAUAAUGCAUCACUGCAUUAGUGAAAUCAUGCUUUAACCCUAAACAGGCCGGGGGGGUUGAAUCAACCCCCCCUCAACAUUUUCUGCGAUCAUUCCGCCGCGCGAAAUAUUUUGACCGCGCCACUUGCAGCGCUUAUACUUUUAAGUCUCGCGCAUCUUUUGAGACCAAAUUUACGACGCCCGGGUACGUGGUUCCGAAAUUACGCAACAUUUCGUAAGUGCAUGUCAGACCAAAAAUUGUUCCAAAAUGUGAUUUUGUGUACAAAGUCAAUGCAAAUUGAGUUUUCUCAUCUUAUUCAUAAAGAUAUGAUUAUUUUUACCUUAAACAGCUGAAAUCAAUUGAUUUAAGCAUAAUUAUACUUCAAAAAUGUUGUGCAAUAAAUCUGGUGAAAAAAACAAAAGGUUGAAAAACAAAAAAAUACAUAAGAAAUUCAUUUAACAAUAAAAUACAUAAGAAAUUGAUUUCCAAACCGAAGUUUUUUUCAAUUGCGAUUGUUAAAAAUGCUCCAAAGAAUAUUUUUACCAAAAAUUAGCAUUCUAGGAGCUUUAUUUAGUGAAUUAGAGCAAAAAGUAUGGUUUAUGCAUAAAUUAGCAUAAUUAAUUCAUAUACCGGUAAGAUAAAAUCUCACUAUUUUGGAAAAUUUUACCAUACUGCCUUGUAUAUUACACCGCGCACUACCAGCGUGCAAAUUUUUGUGGCGCUUGCGCGGUCGGCGGCCGAGAUCUCAGGGGGGGGGGUUGAAUCAACCCCCCCCCCCCCCCGGCCACAGAGCAGCCAAAAAAGCCCGGCCUACGUGUAGUUAGGGUUAAUAGUAAGCCCUUGCUACUGCAUUGUCAUCAUUAAAAGUUAUUCCUUUCUGUGCGCUGGCAAGCAUGACUUAUGACCACUCUUGAAUUCUUUAUUUUUUGCAUGCCCAAUAAGCUUUUUCUAAAGACUGGAUUUCUCAGAUACUUAGAAAGAAUGGAACAUACUUCUUUUUAACCUUAAGAAGUUGGGAGGAAAGGGAAAGAACAAAAAAGGUACAUAGCUACAUGUAUUUAUUAGGAUUUACCUAGCAAGUGAAUUUUCCUUUUCUUUUUACCUAUACCUAAUUCUUGUGAUCAUUUUCAUUUUUGUAUAUCAAGAAAGCUGCAAUCUUGUACAUAUAUUCUCUUUUUGACUCACUGAUUUUACUCACGAUAGACAUAUCUAAAUAAUUGAUCUGUUGGACCUUUUCUUUGGUUAAGCCUUGUUGAUAUGCUCUGUGUAUAUUUUAUGAUUUAUUCUUUGAUACUAGUAAACUAGAUGUUCUAUUCGUUAUCUCAAUUAACAUGUGCAAUUAUUUUUGAUCAAUUAUUAAUUUUUAUGAAGAAAAUGUUUAUAUUGGUUAUGGGCUUGUUUCUCUAUUAAUAACCCUGUGUUUUAUUUUGAUUUUAUUUGAAAUUGUUGGGAUUAAUGUAUAGGGUUACUUACAAUGAAAAGCUCUACACAUUUUGAAUCAAAUGCCUAAAUCCAACUUAAUUGAGAUAAUUUAGAAUUGACUCGUUUGAAUAUUAUGUAUGACAAUGAAUAUAAGGAAAAUAUGUAAUUGAUUGUACUUGUAGUCCUGGUGUGUGUUUCAUAAAGCUGUUCGUAAGAUAAGAGCGACUGUAAGAACGACCGGUGAUCCUAUCUUUUGGUAAAUGCUAUACACCAUUGGCGAUAGUUAAGCACGUAAGAAAGGUUCACCAGUCGUUCUUAAAGUCGCUCUUAACUUACAAACAGCUUUAUGAAACGGCCCCCUGCAAUUUCUAAGGGUCUUGUGGUUGCUCUUUUGACUGGCUUGAUUUCUCAAUAUCUCAGUUAAUUCAGUUUCAUUAUUUUUUAAGGUCAUUUUUAACUCAAUUACUCUAAUUCAUUGUUAAUCUUAGUUUUUUUAACAUAUUUUUUCCCUUAUUUAUUAAUGCUUUUAUGUUCUCAUGAGAUACAUCAUACAUGUAGUGUGUUGAAUUUAGAACUAUGCUGCAUCUAAACACCUCAGUUUUAUUACCGAGAUAUUAUUUUUUAACGUUCAUAUCUAUAUAGCAUUAGAAGAAGAAAAAGAGAUAAAGUUACAAAGCAUAUAAUGAUGCUAUUAAAAAACUUACUUUAUUGUACCCAUUUGUAUUAAUCUAAAUUUGAAUUGUUUUGUGGAAUUCUCUUUUUAGUUGUGAAUAUUUUUUUACAAUUGCAAUCAUUGAAAACGAAAGGGUGUUAACAAUUGCUUUGACUGUGUUAUGCUCAAUUUAAAGUGCCCUGUACUUGUGCAGAAAUGCAGCAUAUAUGCAAUUUGUCUUUGUGUCAGUUUCAUGCACUAAUGUUGAAAAUAGAAAAUAACCUCAGAUCAUGUUUGGUUGUAUUUCUAUCAUUAUAAUCAAGAAAUGAUCAAAAUUGUAUUAACUUCCAAACAGCUAGUUAUUGGGUUACUAUAUGAAAUGUUCUUUGUCCAAUAUGUCGGGUUACUACUCAAAUUUUCUAUAUCCCACAAUUUUUACAUUUGAUAAGGUUCUGUAACCUUACGAUCACAAGUGAUGAAGUUGAAUUCAAAGCUUUAAUUUGUAUAUAAAAGAUAUCAUCAUUUAGGCAGCGAGGGGUGGAAUUUGAUAGAUGUAAUCACAGCUGCUUGAUCAUGAUAAUCAGAAGUUAAGGCUUUAGGCCUUAUAAUACCCAAUAACUUAUUUUGCGCAUAUACGCCUCCCUGAAACAGAUACACAUGUGAGCUCCCAUAGUGAGCUAGCAAGAAGACUUCCACUGCCUAUACAAUUGCUAUAGAUGUGCAUUCUUCUUGCUUCUCAUCAAAAGUUCUUAUUUUCUUUCACACUUUUUUUUGUCGACGUUUGAAAAGUCCUUUGAAAAGUUGUCAAUAUGUUGACAAAUUCUUGUACCAUGUCAUACGUGUAUGCAGGUAUUUUGAAGUACAUCGUGCUUUGCUCUACCCGGCAUUUUUUCAUGAUCAGGCGAUUGUGAACACUUCCAUUGUGUGCUCAGAAGCCUGCCUUUAACCUUUAUCUCAAUCUGACCCCUUUGAUUAUCUAGCACAAAGUCAUGUCAAAGGUCACACUGUACAUUGAUCUGAUCAAGAAAACAAUGGGUUCACCGCAGUGGCUGCUCAGCAACAGUGGUAUGCAUUGUCAAUGGUAGAAGGGGAUGAACUUUGAUCCUCUUUCAGUGUACAGCUAGUCAGCUACAUGUAUCUAGCUAUGAUGCAUCAUAUGCUGUGUGCAUGAAUGAGGAAGUGAGAAAAGAUUAAGGAUGGAAGAAAUGCUUUAUACAAUACCACAUUCAUCAAAAUAUUGUAUUUUCACAGGAAUUUUGUUGAAAAUUAACAAACAAGUGGUUGAUUACCAUUGUGAUAUCUGUCAAUUAUCCAAAUGAUGUAAAAUGGCUCAGCUGAGUACAACUUUCCGUGCAAUGUAGAUUCAAAUAACCUGGAAAACUCAAACUUCUAAAUAUGAUACAUUAUCAAAAAUUAAAAGUAAAUUCAUGUGCAUUGAAACAUGUUCAUGUUAGGUUAAGCUUUGGCUUGUUACAUGGUUAAACUAUGAUUGAAUAGAAGUCUGCCAUCCAGUCAUUAAAUUAUUAAAGGCUUUAAGCAGUCUUUUUUUUCUCUCUUCUAUUUAUAAAGAUUAUGAUAAUUCCUCCAUUACAUUAAUUCAUAGCCCCAAGUCUACUAUGCAGUUUAUAUGAUUUUCUUACAAACUGCAAUGUUUAUAAAAAUAUGACCCCACAACUUUCCACACCAAGAAAGAAAAAAAGAUUGUCAUAAGAUUGUCAUUAUUUGUUUUAAAAAAGUUUGUAUUCUCAGUUUUAUGGAACAAUGUGUGGAAAAUUAACAAAAUAUAAAAUAUCGAAUUUGUGGUUAUUUACAUGUAGUUCAGGUGAAUUAACGUUAUUGCAGUUUAAUUUUACAGAAAAUAUGAGAUCAUAUCAGCUUGCAAAACUACAACAAGCAAGAAUUUUGAUCAUGGAAGGCAUUGGGAUACAUAUGUACAAGUGAUGUGAUCUUACAGUAUUUGCAAAUAAAUUGCAAGGGGAAAUGUUAAA
Lytechinus pictus (painted urchin) is the source of this 10307-nucleotide messenger RNA. RefSeq lists its product as uncharacterized. Bases 169 to 3600 code for a protein of 1143 amino acids. Lineage: Eukaryota; Metazoa; Echinodermata; Echinoidea; Temnopleuroida; Toxopneustidae. The transcript has a single exon. The record is from RefSeq and is a predicted model, not a curated record.